Messenger RNA from Penaeus monodon (black tiger shrimp), 3975 nucleotides. RefSeq names its product coronin-6-like (gene coro). The record is from RefSeq and is a predicted model, not a curated record. Gene Ontology annotation, biological process: actin filament organization. NCBI's taxonomy places the organism in Eukaryota, Metazoa, Arthropoda, Malacostraca, Decapoda, Penaeidae. Gene Ontology annotation, molecular function: actin filament binding.
GUGUGGGUUUCGCUGUGGCGGCGAAGGUGCGUGCCGCUCCAUGUGAUACUAAACUUAAGCUGUUGUGUACAAAGUUAUACAUUAUUCGUUGUGAUAGUUAUCCAAAUAGACUACAGCAAAGAUGUCAUUCCGACUGGUUCGACAAAGCAAGUUCCGUCACGUAUAUGGCACCUGCUUAAAAAGGGAACAGUGCUUUGAUAAUAUUCGAGUAAGCAAGUCAUCAUGGGAUUCCACAUUUUGCGCCGUCAAUCCAAAGUUCUGCGCCAUUAUAGUAGAAUCAGGUGGAGGCGGAGCAUUCAUUGUCCUACCACUCAGCAAAUUAAAUAAGACUACUAUUCUAUCGAAGAAAGCAUCGACGGCUGGGCGUAUACCCCCUGAUCAUCCACUGGUAGGUGGACACAAAGGCCCUGUGCUGGACAUCGCCUGGGAUCCCUUCAACGACAAUGUCAUAGCUUCAGGGUCAGAAGAUUGCGUCGUUAAAGUCUGGCAGAUCCCUGACCAUGGCCUGGUAACGACCAUGACAGAACCAGUAGUUGACCUCGUCCACCACCAGCGGCGAGUUGGCCUGGUUCUAUGGCACCCAACAGCAAAUAAUAUCCUCCUCUCAGCUGGCUCAGAUAAUGUGAUUGUCAUCUGGAAUGUGGGCUGUGGUGAAGCUCUGAUCACCAUUGAUUCAGUUCAUCCAGACCUCAUCUAUUCAUGUAGUUUCAACUGGGAUGGCUCACUCCUCCUAACCACCUGCAAAGACAAAAAGAUCAGGAUCAUCAACCCAAGGGAUGGUGAAGUGUUUGAGGAAGCAACAUCUCAUGAAGGGAGCAAGGCCACACGUGCCAUCUUCCUCCGAAAUGGACUGGUCUUUACCACAGGAUUCAGCAAGAGAUCAGAGCGACAGUAUUCUCUCCGCGCCCCAGGCCACCUCGAUGACCCCAUCACAAUGGUAGAGCUGGACUCUUCCAAUGGUGUAAUGUUCCCUAUGUAUGAUCCAGAUUCUAACCUAGUUUUCCUUUGUGGCAAAGGUGACAGUGUUAUCCGUUAUUUUGAGAUCACACCAGAAGUGCCAUUUGUCCACUACAUCAACACCUUCCAGUUACCAGAUCCACAGCGAGGUAUUGGCAUGAUGCCCAAACGAGGUGUUGAUGUCACCACAUGUGAAAUCACCCGAUUCUACAGGCUCAACAACAAUGGCUUCUGUCAAAUCAUCACCAUGACCGUGCCAAGAAAGUCAGAGUUGUUCCAAGAGGACUUGUACCCAGAUACCCCAGGAGAUAUUCCAGCAGUGUCUGCAGAAGAGUGGUGGGAAGGUGUCUCAAAGGAACCCAUUCUCAUGUCAUUAAAAGAUGGUUAUCAAGCCACACAAAAGUCUGAGCUCAAAGUUACCAAAAAGAAGACCAACAUCUUAGAUAAGAUGCCACCCACUGGGAAGGUGAAGUCUGAAGAAGAUGGAAAAGCAGUUGCUGUUUCUACAGAAGCAUUGGAGAAGGUCAAAGAGGUCACCAAAGUCAAUGAUGACUUGCGGAAGAAGAUUGACGAGUUGCAGUCAGAGAUGAAGAAGUUCAAGGCAGUGUUCUUGAAACAAGAGAAUCGCAUUAGGGUCUUGGAGACCAAGCUCGGAGAGCUGACUUCUACUGGCGCACCCCAGACUCAACAGCAGGCCCCAAGCACUCUCUCUGCAAAUACGGUCAACAACAAUUGUGACAUGGCCCCAGACGAAGUGUAGAUUGCAGAAGCUACCAGAACUGAGUCCUUCUCAUACACAAAGUUGGUGAUGUCUGUGUGAAUUGUGAAGCGUUUUCACUCAUACCUUUGUAAAUUUCCUUACAUCACAUUAUAGUCAGUUACUAAGAUAAGAGGAGUCUUCUUGCAAGCUAGAUGUGCCCAAAGCACUUCUUGCUCAAGCAUCUCCCUGCUUGGUACACCCCAAUGAAGAGUAUGGCUCGAUGAGCAUCUUAAUAUUUCAGCCAUGUGGCAAACAUUCUUGAGAAAGGUUGUACUCUAUCCUUAUCCUUAAGGCUGUUUCUCAAGAGACCAGUGACUGUGGUGCAUUGAUUGUUUAUAGUCAUGUGACCCAAGUGAGUGUGAAGGCCUUGUAUAUAGUGUGUUUUAAGGACUGUCACAAGUCCAUUGCUCAGUAGUAACCAACCAGCUGACCCAGCCUAAGCCUAGCCAACUUCCUUCCAUUAAUAUCCUCAUUACUGGUUGUUGUAUGUUCACUACCCUCUAGGAUGCUAGUAUCCUUGUUCUGUUGCCCCAACUUAACUAGCUAACAGGACCUCAUCAGCAUCACAUUACUAAUGAUAACCCUUCAAUUAUUGUGAUCUCGGAUGUGAUUGUUAACAUUAAAUAUAAGUAUAUUUAAUAGGCAGUCAUUACCUGAAUCCAAUUAAUGUGGGAGGGGAAAUAUCUGCUGUACAAACUAUCUGUACAAAAUUGUACAAUAUAUAAUACUUGUUUCCUUACAAAAGUAGGUAGAUAGAUAAAACCAAAUGAUUCAGUAUAUUCUUGAUGGUGCAGGAAUUUCUGAAUCAAAAAUGUUUGAUGCACUGGCUCAGCUGAAGUUGCUGGCAGUGGCUCAGAGUAGUUCCUAUGCAGUGUCCGCUUAUUAACACCCACUAGUGAGGUUGAGUGUAGCUUUAUCUUCUAUAAUCAAUAGGUUGAACAUGUCCAUCAGGUUAUUGUUGCAGUGAAUUACAACUGCAGCUUCUUUCAGCCCAAAUUUUGAAGCUUAAAGUUUCUGUAUGAAGACCUCCAAAAAGAGAGACAGGGAGGUCUGCAGUAAGCCAUAUUGUCAGUGUUGGUCAGGCUAGCUUGCUCCAUUACCAUGAUUUGACCUGACUCAAGUGUUUCAGGAUUUGGGCUCAACUCUUCACUUCCUUCCAUUAUUCCUUGGUAUGAAUUUUAUACCCAGGAUUAUUUGGUGAUUUAAACUACUAUUUAUUAAUUCUGUAUUUGUGUUAGACUAAUGCUUCUCAACUUUGAUGAGAAGAACUUGGAGCAGAGGCACACACCUGGUUUCUUCUGAGUUAACAGAGCCAAAUGUUGAAUGAAGGGUAUUUUAUGCUAUUACUAUUUUCAGAUAUUUUUAGAAGAAAAUUGUAUAUUCGAUGUUUUUGAUUUAUUACUAUGUUUAAUUUAUUUCUUUGUUCCUGUAACCCUGAUCAUGCACCUUCAUUGCUUUCAAAAACCCUUACAUUUUUCCUUUGUCUUUGGCCAAGUGUCUUGUCUUGUAAUUGUUCCAGUAGAGGUGCUCAAAAUUAGCACAUAUUGUGUUUCUACAGCUUAUAAUGUCUCGCAGGUGGUAAAGUUUAAUUGUUGGGUUCCUAGAGUCACUUGUUGCUUAUGCCUCAUGAACAGGGAUAUUGUUAGUCAUUUUGUCCUCUGUAAAUUCCUCUUCUCAUUCGUAAAUGAAAUUGUAAUGAUGGAGCCAUAAAAUAUGUGCAAUUGUGUAAGACAAAUUAAAAAGUCAGUGUUUUCUACCUACUUAAGAGGAAAUGUCCUUUAUCCCUUUUUUUUUUUUUACUUAUUACUUUAAAAUUAUUCAUUUUGUCAUGCAAACUUAGGUAAGCUGUAGAUAAGAGAAUCCCUUGUUUUGUUGAAACCAAAGCCUUUGUUAAAUAGCUGUUGGGAUAAUAUACCAGAGCUAUAUAUUUGAUUUCUUUGAAAGUUUUCCUUGUUAUCAUACAAAGAGGAAUAUGCAAUCUUUUGUGUUUUAUGGUUUCCCCACUAUAAUUGAAUUUGAAGUAGAAAUUUUUGAAAAUUGAAAGAGUGCAUUUUUUCUGAGGUGAUAACAUGCUUUGCAACAGUAAUUCUCUAUUGUUGUGUUCAGGAGUAAGGAGUGGGGUUGUGAAUCAUUCAACUGAACUCAAAACUUCAUUUUUCAGUUUAUUAUUAUUUUUUUUUAUUGGUUACUUAAUAUGUCUUGUGGUUUUAGCAACAAUAUGCAAAUCUUAUUAUGAAUUUGUAAAUUUUAAUUUGACA